AUGGAUCACGUAAAUAAUGAUGGGACAGACAAAGUUAAGGUUAGAAAGUUAAGAUUGAUUUCUGAUUCCUCUCGCCAAGCCAUGCGUUCGGGAGAAAUGGAAACGAUUGCUCAACUUACGAUUCAGUAUCGCAAAAAUUAUUUCCAUGGCAGAUAUAGCAUUUGUCCUAGGAGACGUAAUCAUUCAUGCCAUUUUAGACGUACAAAGUCAACACUUUUGUAAUCGAUAGUUAUAUUUUACAAGAGGUGGUUUUUCUCGCGGUAAAGUCAAUCGCGGCGACAAGGUAAAAAUCGAGCAUCCAGGAGAUCGUAUCGCCUCCAAGGUGUUAAAAAGUGUGCGAUCGGCGAGGAAGCAUGCGAUUCGUUCAGAUUAACUUUACUAAUUAACCUAAUCUUAAAGUAAAAACCGAAUAUAAUCCUUUCGUCUUAAACUCCACAAUUACUUAUUUGUCGCAACAACCGACAGCACGUUCUUUCCGAGGUUGGUUUAUUUUUGCAAGUGAUCGCGACUCGACUUAAGUACCCAUGCGUUAUUGUGACCGCGUUCGUUCAGAUUAUUUUGUUUACGUUGAGCAUAUUUGCAUAAGUCGAAGAGCUUAUUUUGAAAGAUGCAAAAGUUUUGCUAUUGUUCUUUUCCACUCAAUAGGUGACUGUUUUGUUCUUUGCUAAAAGCCGUGAAUUAGUGGAACAGCGUUCGGCACAAAUAUUUAUUGGGAAGAGACUCUUGGGGAGAGAUCUGAUAGCUGGUAUCCUCAACAAUUUUCCGAGGUAAGACGAAUCUUAUGGGUCAAUGAUCUUUGUGGAAUCAGUGUUUUGUACAUUAAGGUUCGAAAGAUUCCGUAUACUCUAUCAGAGUUUUCUUUUACAGGAUACCCAAAACAUCUUGUACUUUGGUAGAACACUCCCUUCACCACGUUACAUAUUUCGUUUUAAUCGAUUUGCGUUACCUUUUGUUGAGUAUAAACUCAUCAAUCGAACGCUCAUUUUGUUUUAAGUCUUUCAGUUAUUCAGGAAAACCUUGUGAUCGCCGUGAAUCAAAAUUACAUCGAAAAGGAGUCAGAAAUUAUUCUUAACGGAGGCGAAGAAGUCGCAGUUAUCCCACCGAUUAGUGGUGGCUGAAAUGAAAGAAGAAAGGUAUUUAUUAAAAUAGGUUCUAAAAUUAUGAGGUGGAACUAAGGGAAUAUGGGACUUAUUUGUAAAAAGGGGCUAAAAGGGGUCCCAGGUAAUUUAAGUAUUCAGUCAGCCACAGCAGUUACCAAAUACACACUCAAUAAAAAUAACACUUUGAUAUAUGGCAAAAAAUUUUCCAAAAAUAAAUUCUCAGAUUUUUGUCAAACUUCCUCAACAACUGAUUGUAAACCUUUUCUCAAAGAUAAGCAAUCUGCUGCGGCUAUUCAAAUUAUAUCACCGAUCAGAGCAAACACACAAUUAUAAAUGAAGGUGUUUGACAAAUUGAAAUUGAUUUCUUGACCAAUGACUGCAGGACUUGACCAUUUUCAAGCAGGUGUAACAACAGUCAUAAAUGUGGUCAUCACCAUUUUGAGGUUGGCAAUUAUCCAGUUGACUGAGAAAAUAUCAAUAACCGCUGAUUGAAUUGUCAGGAAUCAAGAAUGACUGACAUCAUCUGUCAAGGGCAGCUGAUCUAUAUCCAUGAAGGGGAUAAAACUUAUUGUAUGAUCAUAUUGGAACCAAUGAAAAUUAAUUCACUUGUUUUUAAAACAUCUGUGUAUGAAUUGACAGCUUCUUUUUUCUCUCUCACCCAUCAUAAAAACAAGGGGGAAUAAAAAUUGCAAGAGUCAAAAUUACCAACCAGUUGCAAUAGUGUUUCCUACAGGAAAAUCUUCAGCAUUUAGUUUUGUUAAAACUUUAUCCAAAGUAUCGCCUAAAGCCUUGCCAUAAAAUGUAUAGGGGAAUCAGAUUUUUCAUAAGAUGUUUGCCAAUAAAGAACUGUUCUUGCUUAUCCUUAUUCUACUCUAAACACAAGCUGACUUGUCAAACAGAACAAAAGAUUUUAAUUAAUGAUGUCUACCAAAUAUAGUUCAUCUUGGUAUGCAAAUUGAUAAUGUUCAUAACAAUAUUUUUUUCACAGUUUUGUCACAAUGACAGUAUCACAACUUUAAAAGGAAACAAUUUUACAAAUUUCAAGUAAAAUAUGUUUGAAGAAUUUCUCUUGCAAGGCACAAGUUAACAUAUUCACUGGAAAACAAGUUGUUUGUAUCAUUUUUUUACUCCCAGUAAUGCUGAUUUUAUAUGUAUUUGUAAUUACUUCACUAAAAGGGGCUGUCAAAAGCUGAUUUUCAAGUUCACCAAAUUUUGUUUUUAUAUUAGCUUAUGGACCCCAUAUAAUCUAAAAUAUGCAUUAUAAUCAAUAUAUGAUCUAAAAUGUGUAUUAGAAUCAAUAUUGACACAGGCAGACUGGACAUUUUUUAAUGAAAGAUGAACGAGAUUGUGAAACAUAUUAACUCCCAUCAGUCUGCCCUCUACCAGUUUUUUCUGGCUGUUUCUAGAUGUUCAUUAACAUUCAGAUUUUAGGGUAACAUUGUAGCCAAAAUGUAUCUUAUUCUAAUUGACAGACUUCCAGUUUUUGCUUCAGUAAUUACAGAUAAUGAACCUUCUAUUCAAUAAUAUGCAAAACUCCAGAGCAUUGUAUAGCAUUCUGUAUAUUUUUGGGGAGAAAAAAAAAACUCUUUCAUUUUGUUCUGAGUCUAUUGUUUUGUGUCCCUUCAUCCAGAUGUGUGUGCAUUGACAAUUUUUGACCUGUCAUUUCCCUUCUAGAUCAAUUAUAUUUUGAUUUGAAUCCCUAUUCUCGAAUUAUUCUAUGCAAACAAUGAUACUAUUUUUAAACAUAAUUACUACUGUUGUUUACUGAAAUUUUUACCAUCUCAAACUGUUCCUACAGUUACUGAAAUGUGUCUAUAGAAUGCAACAUGUUGGAACAGUCACUUCUUUCUGAUGAUAAUAUUGGUACCACUGACUAAUUUGUUGCUAAGCACUAUGGUAUUGUUUUGUUCAGGAAAAUGAAUUCAAGUUAUUCAAAAACACACAUCACAGACAUAACAACAUUAAAAUUAUUUUUAACUGCUGCUUACUUAGCAGGGAUGGUUUUUUCUCCAUGCAAAAAUUCUUGUACACAAACUUUCUGACUCUGAAGGUUGUCAGGGGCUGAUUUUUGUCAAGUUUACAAUAUACUUCUCGUUUGAAAUAUUUGUGGAUACAAAAAUGAGGUAGGGAACGUGACUUAAAGAUAUUGUUCAUCCAUGUGUAGAAUGGGAGGGAUCUUUCAUUUUUGAUAUACGCAUGGAAUAACAUAUAAAUAUCACUAUAAUUUAUAUUAAAAUUUGCAGUUUAGGGUUGUAAUUUUUCAACAUAAUUCAAGGGAACAUGAUCUCAAUGCGGAUGGCUUAAAAUUUAUUCAAUAUAAUAUAAUUUUGUCCUCUGUAUGUGCUGAAUAAAUAAAAAUUUGCCGCAGCGAAAAUUUUCUUUCAGGAAGCCAACUUACAUCAUCAACUCAGUUGAUAAAACCAAAUUAUUGAUAAGUACCUCCUACUAGCACAGCAACACUGACAGUUUCUUCAAAAACUUACCUCCUUUAUUCAUUUAGGUUAUUAAGUUACAUUCAGUUUGAAGUAAAUUAUGCAUGUUAGAUUUUUGUCAACAAGGUGGUUCAAUAUUAUGAAUUUCAGAGAAUGUUGAAAUUGAGGAAGUCCUGCCCCUCUGCCGCCCUACCAGUUCACAACAAGUUCAAUGUAGCAAGUAUGGCAACUUCACCCCAAAACAUUUACUUGUUUCCUUGGGGCAAAACUUGUUUCUUUUCUUACAAAAUUUUUAAUAAAUUCAAUUAACAUGCAAAUUUCAUCCUCAAACUGAGAUGCUUGAGUCAGCAAACAUGCUAAGUUGCUUUCAAAUUCUGGCCUCCACCAGUGUUGCAUGAUAUAAUUGAUUGGUUUUGGAGUAUUUUAUUUUUCUAUAUUGCAGAUGAUGCACCUGCAAUAAAUUAUUCACCCAACUCUAAUUUGUUUCCUUUUCAGUAAAGGAAAGGCACACAGUUUACACAUGGCAGAUGAUACAAUCGUUAUAACACCAGAUCACCUUCAUGUUGAUCAGGUUUCAGAAAUUGUUGGUGCUCCAAGUGCUGGAGCAAUCUCACUGUUUGUAGGUGGGCCUAGUUUUCUCUACCUCGUUACAAGAUCUCCUUAGUUUACCAUUAAUCACAGUGUACUUUAGCCCUUUAACUCUCAUGAGUGACCAAGACAGAAUUUUUCCUUACAAUAUCAACCAGAUAAGUGAUGAGAAUAAAGAAAAAUAUCAAUAUGAGGAUAAUUAGUUGAUCCAACACUAAGUUCUCUGAACUAACACUAUAAGAAUUUUAUGAUUGACAGUAUGGAGAAUUACAAAUUUGAUCUGAGAGUUAAAGGGUUAAGUGUAAUUUUGAGUGAUAGAUGACAAAAUACCUGUUGUUGUCACUGACAACUAGUUGAUCGACAUCUCUAAUGCAUCACUAACUAUUGGUUAUUGGUCAGCCAACUAUUUGUCAGUAGCUGACCUGUACUUUUGCCAAAACCAUUAGCAGUUGACCAUCAUUCACCCAAUAAUUAACAUGCAGUUUUGGGGAACUUUUUUCUCUUUACUUGGACUCUUUAACUCCUUAAAGUGACAAGUAUCUAAUUCCUCCAAAAAGUAUCACUCCUGGAUCAAAUAUCAAGGUCAUGAGCGUAAAGGAAAUGCUUGUAAAGUUAAGUACUCUUCGCUGUUCAACAAAUUCUUCAUGUGAAUAUGAUAGGAAAUGAAUGGUGAAGAGAAUGGAGAACUUGUAUAUUUGUGUUAGGGUGUUAAGAGUUAAGUUUUCCAAUACAAUGUCUUUUACUAACUUAGUAAACAUUCAUGAUUAUGACAUGACUGUGUUUUAUAUUCCUUUAGGGACUACAAGAGAUAAUUUUGAAGGUGAUCAUCAAGUUUUUUAUUAAUUGCAUGUUUCCUGUUAUCAGCAUACUCAUUUAUUAAAUUAUAGUCUUUACAAGAAGAAAUGUGAGACAGUUUGUUAGUGCUAGUUUACAUCUUUAAAUCAAUAGUGUUUCAGCCCUCAAAAAAUUACAAAUUGACUGUGUGCUGUAAUUUUCAGAUUCCUCCAGUUAGUAAAAUUUGCUUGUCCUUAAAGAGAUCUGAGUCUACUAAUGUCAACAGUUUUCUUAGUCUUACAUGAAAUAACAGGUUAUUAUUCCAAAAUUGUGUCAAUUGCUGCAAAGCUAUGGUAUUCUCUCUGAAGUAGAGGUGAAAUUUAUAUGAUACUUCUGCUCUAACAAAUAACUUUUUUUGUCAGGAAAAACAGUAGUGCGUUUGGAAUACGAAGCAUACAUACCUAUGGCUAGGUCAGAGAUGCGCAAGAUCUGUAAGCAAGUCCGAGAAAAAUGGGAUGUGAUCAAAAUAGCCAUCUUUCAUAGAAUUGGGUAAGUUCAACCCUUGUUUGCCAGGUUCAAAAAUAGGAGAAAGUAUUAAACUUUAGAAGGUUUCAUCUGUACUCAAGCCAAGUGCCCCAUCCAGUGGGAACUUAUCAUGCUUUCCUUGGCAUGAAACAGCAAGGAGUAUCACUACUCUUCCUUGGGUGAGAUGCCAGUCCAUCACAAUGUUACCCCUUAGCAUUUAACCAGGCUUGUCUGACUACUGGCUGGGACACUUUUGUACCCCUGGGUGGAUAGAGGCACUGUGAAUGUGUAAUUUGUGAUAAUUGUAAUAUGCAUAAAUUCAUAUUUUGCUGGCUUGUAUCAGAAGACUGGAGGCAGGUGCAAGGUGCACAGAGAGUUAUGGGAAUGCAGUUUGCAAUUUAAGGUUGUUAGAAGGGCGAGGCAUUAUACAGUCAGCCUUCGCUGUAUUAAGUUGUAAGGUUUCAUUUUUGUUUAAAUUUAUUCAGUUUUUUUCUUCCUGAAACAUUGUCAUGUUCUCAUCAGGCAUAACCUAGAGCUGUACUUGCAUACUUCCUUGAGUGGCUGUCAUCUAUUUGCGAACGUCAUGUUACUCAUAGGAUGCCCUAAAACCCUGAGGGUGGCACCACUGCCUUGUUUGAGGAAACAUGUUCCCCCUUAUAUCCACUUGCUGGUUUUUAGGGGUUUUCAUGUUGGGCUUUGGUGCAUUUAGUUUCCUUCAAUCAUAAUUAUUAUAGUAAAAAUAUUGUAAGCAUAUUGGCUUGGCUGGCUGGCCAAUGCACCCAGUUAUUGACAUUUGUGUGGUCCAAGGUAGAGACCAGCCUGGUUGACCAGGAGUCCAGUGCACUAACCAUAAGUGCACCUCGUUGCUCAAUUUUAAUGUCACUGAGUAAUUCAGAAACUGUGUUUGAUGAAUAGUUGAUCACAAAUAACAAUGUUUUUGCAGGGUGGUACCCAUUGGAGAGGCCAGUGUGAUUAUUGCUGUUUCAUCAGCUCACAGGAUGAAUUCUCUUGAAGCUGUACAAUACUGCAUAGAUACUUUAAAAGCAACAGUGCCAAUAUGGAAAAAGGUACAUUUGAAAUUCACCUUUUUUCUUCCUACUUUAACCUUUUUCCAUGGAAAUUCAGAACUUUCUGAAAUUUUCAAAUAACAGUAGGUAGAGGCAAGGCUAAGAAUGGAAAUCAUUGCAAAACCACAAUUCAGUUCAUUGAGAUUUAAUGUGGAAAUGAAAUAUUUCUAACCUAUUCCUUAAUCUUUAUCAUGUAGUCUGUUUCUGUGGGUUAUAUACUUUUGUAGAAACCUAUAAUUAUAACAAACCAACAUACCGCAAUGAUCAAUUCAUGGUUGGCUUGUUAGCUCAGUUGGUACUUCCUUGGUUUGGUAGAGAUCCUGGGUUCAAAUGCCUUACAGGUCUGAAAUUUUUUCAGGCUGUUACUGCAUAAGUAGUGUUCAUUACUGCGAAGAUUGCUUUCAAAUUUAUUUCUUGAUCUGCAGUUCACAUAAUUAUAUGAUUUUCAUAUAUUCACAGUCAUAUACUGAUUCUGUUGUAUUAUAGUGUGAGUCCAAGAUGCUAUGCUAAUGUCAGAAUUUAAUUUAAAAUUGCUCUACAGUGUAAUGCUAUCAUUCCAUUAAACCUACAUGGGAAACCCAAUAUAAAAUAAGAGAAGCAUUUUGAACGUUCUACAUUUACUUAUUGUACCUUUCAUUGUCAUUUUCAGGAAGUCUACGAACAAGGUGAACCAAGUUGGAAAGAGAACUCAGAAUGCUUCUGGGCAAAGAAAGUUGGGUCAUCAAAACAGUCUACAGUGUAACAAAGAACAGGCAAGCCAUCUGCUAAAAUAACCUGGCAUGUCAUCACCAUUAAUUACAAAGAUGUUUGCAAUCAAGAGUUCUUCCAUCCUCACCUAAAACUCAACUCUUCAACCCACACAUCACAAUGGAUGUUCAUUUUACUAAUAAUUUAUGCCAGACUUUGAUUUAGUUCACCAAUGUCUUCACUGACCAAUGUCAAAUCUUCAUUUCGCAGUCAAUUUAUUGCACUGCAUGAACAAACGGUUAUGAGUGUAAUAAGUACAAGCAAAAUGUAACAAUUAGUGUAUAGAUGUCUUAUGCAAAGGUGCAUUGUAUGCUAGAGAGAAGCAAAUAUUUUAAAAUGACAUACAGUAGAAUGUAAUAAUAAAUAUGACAUUAAUGACUUAGCAUAGUCAUGUUUUACACAGAAUAAGUCUUAUCAUUGAACCUUUUCAUUGGAGUACAUGACAGAUACGAUACCUCUAGAUAUAAUCACAUAAACUGCUUACUAGUUUGUCACAGCGCAAUGAAUUCUGAAAUUACUACCUAUGAAAGGUGUUUCAAAACAUUUAAAAGUAGAGUACAAAGAUUCUAUCUACAACACAAAAGUAAAAUGUGAUACACAGAGACAAGAAAAUAAAAG
Molecule: messenger RNA, 7851 nt
Organism: Pocillopora meandrina
Lineage: Eukaryota; Metazoa; Cnidaria; Anthozoa; Scleractinia; Pocilloporidae
Source: the annotation of a GenBank genome assembly